Molecule: messenger RNA, 2217 nt
Organism: Lathyrus sativus (Indian pea)
Lineage: Eukaryota; Viridiplantae; Streptophyta; Magnoliopsida; Fabales; Fabaceae
Source: the annotation of a GenBank genome assembly
AUGGAGAACAACAGAGACACUGAAAUAGGAAAACUUAAGGAAGAUGAAGAUGAAGAGUCACCAAUUGAGGAAGUAAGGUUAACAGUCACAAACACCGACGAUCCAACUCUUCCAGUAUGGACAUUCCGUAUGUGGUUUUUGGGUCUUGUCUCAUGCUCCCUCCUCUCCUUCCUCAACCAAUUCUUCGCCUACAGAUCACAGCCACUCAUCAUAACACAGAUCACAGUUCAAGUCGCCACUCUCCCACUCGGCAACCUCAUGGCCGCCGUGUUACCUUCAACCACGUUCACCAUUCCUGGUUUCGGGUCGAAGCGGUUCUCGCUUAACCCUGGCCCGUUUAACAUGAAGGAACAUGUUCUUAUUACUAUAUUCGCGAAUGCAGGUUCUGCUUUCGGGUCUGGAUCACCUUAUGCCGUUGGAAUUGUUAAUAUUAUUAAAGCUUUCUAUGGAAGGAGUAUAUCUUUUCUGGCUGCAUGGCUUCUUAUUAUCACCACUCAGGUUUUGGGUUAUGGUUGGGCUGGCUUGCUUAAGAAGUACGUCGUUGAACCUGCUCAUAUGUGGUGGCCUAGUACCCUCGUCCAAGUCUCUAUAUUCCGAACUUUGCAUGAGAAAGAUGAAGACCCUCACAAAUUUUCGAGGGCGAAGUUUUUCUUCAUAGCACUAGUAUGCAGUUUCCUAUGGUAUAUAGUCCCUGGGUAUUUAUUCACAACGCUUACAAGCAUAUCAUGGGUCUGUUGGGUAUUUUCCAAGUCAGUAACAGCUCAACAACUAGGUUCAGGCAUGAACGGUUUAGGAUUUGGUGCUCUUACACUUGAUUGGGCCGCGGUUGCUUCCUUCUUGUUCAGUCCUCUUAUUUCACCUUUCUUUGCCAUUGUCAAUGUUUUCUUUGGCUAUGCAUUGAUUGUUUAUGCUGUGAUUCCUAUAGCAUAUUGGGGAUUCAAUGUUUAUGAUGCAAAUAAGUUUUCCAUUUUCUCAUCUGAUUUGUUCACAGCAGAUGGUCAACUAUACAACAUAUCUGCUAUUGUUAAUGACAAAUUUCAGAUUGAUCUCGCUAAGUAUCAAGAACAAGGUCGAAUUCAUUUAAGUGUGUUUUUCUCUCUUACUUACGGAUUUGGAUUUGCCACUAUAGCAUCCACCAUUACACAUGUUGUUUGCUUUCAUGGAAGGGAGAUUAUGGAGCGGUAUCGGGCUUCAAAAAACGGCAAAGAAGAUAUUCACACAAGAUUGAUGAAAAAUUACAAAGACAUUCCUUCUUGGUGGUUUUACUUGUUGUUAGGAGUGACACUUGUUGUUUCUUUACUGAUCUGCAUUUUUCUAAAUCAUGAGAUUCAGAUGCCUUGGUGGGGACUUCUCUUUGCUUCAGCAUUGGCUUUUAUGUUUACCCUCCCAAUUAGCAUCAUAACUGCUACCACAAACCAGACGCCCGGGUUGAAUAUCAUCACUGAGUAUAUAUUCGGUAUCAUUUACCCUGGAAGACCAAUUGCAAAUGUAUGCUUCAAAACCUAUGGUUACAUAAGCAUGGCACAGGCUGUUUCAUUUCUUAGCGAUUUCAAGCUUGGACACUACAUGAAAAUCCCUCCAAGGUCAAUGUUCUUAGUGCAGUUCAUUGGGACAAUGCUUGCUGGGACUAUCAACAUUUGUGUAGCAUGGUGGUUGCUAGAAUCUGUCAAAAACAUAUGUCAUGAAGAUCUUCUUCCCGAAGGUAGUCCGUGGACAUGUCCGAGUGACCGCGUUUUCUUCGAUGCAUCAGUUAUUUGGGGUCUAGUUGGACCUAAGAGGAUAUUUGGUACUCUUGGAGAGUACUCAGCAUUGAACUGGUUUUUCCUUGGAGGUGCCAUAGGACCAAUACUAGUUUGGCUAUUGCACAAGGUGUUUCCACAACAGUCAUGGAUUCCGUUGAUUAAUCUUCCAGUACUCUUGGGAGCAACCGGAAUGAUGCCGCCAGCAACAGCGUUGAACUACAAUGCAUGGAUUGUAGUUGGAACCAUUUUCAACUUCUUUAUCUUCCGUUACAGAAAGAAAUGGUGGCAGAGAUACAACUAUGUUUUAUCUGCAGCACUUGAUGCAGGGGUGGCUUUUAUGGCUGUGCUGCUUUACUUUGCAUUAGGACUGGAAAAUGUGAGUCUGAAUUGGUGGGGAACUGCUGGUGAGCAUUGUCCUUUGGCAACUUGUCCAACUGCCAAGGGCAUACAGGUUGAUGGUUGCCCUGUCUUCUGA